Molecule: messenger RNA, 1269 nt
Organism: Cryptomeria japonica (Japanese cedar)
Lineage: Eukaryota; Viridiplantae; Streptophyta; Pinopsida; Cupressales; Cupressaceae
Product: nuclear transcription factor Y subunit B-1
Exons: 5
Coding region: 290-766 (158 amino acids)
Biological process (GO): regulation of transcription by RNA polymerase II
Cellular component (GO): CCAAT-binding factor complex; nucleus
Molecular function (GO): RNA polymerase II cis-regulatory region sequence-specific DNA binding; DNA-binding transcription activator activity, RNA polymerase II-specific; protein heterodimerization activity
Source: RefSeq, a predicted model, not a curated record
AAAUUGGUCAUAACCAGGAAUGCAGUUGGGAAAUGGACACGUAGGUGUUUUGCCAAAUUGCCAAUAGAAAUAGAUAAUAAAAGGGGAAAAAAAUCCCUAAAAAGAAAAAAGAGCAAACGGUUUCUGAGAUUAAUGUAAUGAAAUGAAAUGAACGGUGAAGAUACAGAGGCACCCUCCACACGACUUCAUCUCCAUCGUCGUCUGCCUCCGUCCAUCUCCAGCGUCCGAUCAAAAUAUACCCAUUAAAUCCUCUCCCUCGACCAAGUUGUUGUUUUAAGCUGUUGGUUGAAUGGCGGAAGCGGUGGGCAGCCCCGGCAGCCAGGAGAGCCCUCACUCGGGCGAGCAGAGUCCCCUAUCAAAUGUGCGGGAGCAGGAUAGGUUUCUGCCCAUUGCUAAUAUCAGCCGCAUUAUGAAAAGGGCGCUGCCCGCGAAUGGGAAAAUCGCCAAGGAUGCCAAAGAGACCGUGCAAGAAUGUGUUUCAGAGUUUAUCAGCUUUAUUACCAGCGAGGCCAGUGAUAAAUGCCAGCGUGAGAAGAGAAAAACAAUCAAUGGUGAUGAUCUGCUGUGGGCAAUGAGCACUCUAGGUUUUGAGGAUUACAUCGAGCCCUUGAAGAUUUAUUUGCACAAUUAUAGGGAGGUAAAGGGUGACAAUAAGGGUUCAUCAAAGUCUGGAGCUGAUCAAUCUGGUAAGAGAGAUUUAGGUGGACCACAAGGUGUAUCAAGUGCCCAGCAUAUGAUGCCAAUGCAAGGAGGUCAUUUGUCGUGAUAUAUUAUACAAGUGGUUUUCUCAAUACACACCAGACCAAUCGUAGUUAUAAGGCCAGUUAAUUGAGUUCUAAAUAAUGAUAUCUGGUAGACUACCAUUGAGCAAGCUUAAUUUAUUUGUUAUGUCAGUAUAUCAUUUUCAAAAGUAUAUUUUGUACGGAGACAAUUGUUAUGCCCAUUCGUGAAAGUGGCAGUACAAUUUCUCUGAUAGUGAAUUCAUAGAUGGUUGCAAUAGGGGAUAUAAUUAAUUAGUUUCUUUUACAGGUUAAAAUUUAUAUUGUCAAUUAUUAUAGAUUUCAUCUCGAGACUAUGGAGAUGGACAUAGGUAAUAUGUUCAGAAUGGAAUACUUCAUGGUCUAGUCAAUUUAAGUUGGGCGCCAUCUUUAACUAUUUCAUUUUUUGUAUUUAAAUGCUUUGGGCAUACUAGAUUUUAGGGAACAAAGCUCUUAACUGUUGCAACUCUUUAUAACUCUUUUAUACUAAUGCAUUAUAUUGUUUCUUUCA